AUGGCCACUCCAGCGGUGCAAGUCACUCCCGAUACCCUUAUCACCUUCAAGGUGAGCCUUGAUGGCUCGCCUCGUCGCUUUAAGCUGCCUCUGCGCGAUGUCGGCAUCAACGUCCUCGAGGGCAAGCUUCGUGCUGCCCUGAACAUCCCUCCGGAGGUCGAUGCCGUCUUUGAGCGCUUCUCCGACUCUGCCGCUGCCUUUGUCGUGCUGGACCAAAACAAGCCUGCCGUCUACAAGCAACUCUACCGUGCUGCCAAGGCGAAGCAGAAGCUUAAGUUGCGUGUCACAACUAAGAAGCCCGAGGAGGCUAACAACAAGCCUCAGCCGGCUGCCGUUGAGGAUGCUCCCGAGCAGGAGGCUCAGCAGCCUGUCGAGUCUGUCCCUGCACCGGAGCGCGAGGCUGACUCGGCAACCGCCGAGAACAUCGCUUCUGCCCCUGAGAGACCUGCCAGUCCCAUGCCUGAGGAGAAGCAGGUCGAGAUUACCCAGGCUGCCGCCGAGCAGAGCACCACCGAGACCAACAGUGCUAUUGAGUCGUUCGGUGAGAAGCUGAAGACCAGCACAGAGUACCUGAGAGAGGUUCUCAACGAGGCCUCGACAGCGCCUGCUGCUGCUCCAGAGCAGCUGCCACCUGUUCCUGCACCGGCUCCCGCGGCUGUUCCUCUUCCCUGCCGCGUUGAUUGCCCGCCUCUGCGUUCUCACUACGCUGAAUGUGUCGACCGCGGGGUCACCUGCAAGGGUGCUGAUCACUGGAUGAUCAAGCGCUUUGUCCGCGAUGGCGUCAUUAUCAACAGCACAACGGAGCGUCUUCCGCCCAAGACGAAGCCUGCUCCCACGGAAACCCCCAAGCCUGCGACGACGUCGGCGUCACCUCCGAGGACCUUCCCUACCGGUCCUGCAGCUCCCGUCACUUCUGUCACCCCUCCUAUUGCUCCUCCGGUGCCGACAAUGACCUCCGAGCGUAUUAUCCCCGUUUUCAACGACUUCCUGUACUCAAGCAUGCGCACUUGCAACUGCUGUGUACGGGACUUCCCGGAGGUGGCCUUUGUCCACUGCACUACUUGCGAGGACUAUGACCUCUGCCGUUCUUGCUUCGCCAAGAACCGCCACGGUCAUCACCCCGGCCAUGCCUUUGUUCCCGCCGUUGAAGGCACCAGGCUGGAGCCCGAGGUGGCUCGUCUCCUGGCCCCUGGCCGGGGAGUCAUCCACAAUGCCCUGUGCGAUGGCUGCGAUAACACCAUCCGUGGUGUUCGUCACAAGUGCCUGAACUGCCCUGACUGGGACUACUGCUCUCAGUGUAUUCUGAAUGCCCCUGUCAUCCAUCCGGGCCACCGCUUCGUGCCCAUCUACGAGCCUCUGGAGCAGGCAGACAGUAAUGCCAACUUCCGCUUCCAGUCUCGUCCUGUACACUUCGGCAUUUGCUGCGAUGGCCCACUUUGCAAUAACGGGCCCAACAGCAACCGAUACAUUGUUGGCGACCGCUACAAGUGCGCUGUUUGCCACGACACCGACUUCUGCGAGGCUUGCGAGGCCAGCCCCGCUAACACUCAUAACAAGACUCACCCACUUAUCAAGUUCAAGACUCCUGUUCGCCAUGUGAGCGUCACCACCACCGGUGAGAACGAGCAUGGUCGUCAGAUGCCACCUAUGGGUGAUCGCAGGGUGCCCCGUCCUCGUGCUCCCGAGUCAGCUCCUCAUCAGUGCCCUGCUCCCAGCAACGUUGGCAACGUCCAGACCGUUGUUGACGUCAAGCCGAUUGAGCCAGAGGUUCCUGUCAAGGAGGAGAAAGUUGAGGAGAAGGUCGAGAAGAAGCCAGAGCCGGUUGUUGAGAAGGAGCCAUCGGCUGAAGAGCUCGAGGCCACUUUCGUCCGCGACACUGUUCAGGAUGGCACCGUCCUUGCUCCCAACCACCUCUUCGAGCAGACUUGGGUUCUGCGCAACACGGGCAAGGUCGCCUGGCCGGCUGGCUGCUCGGUCAAGUUCGUUGGUGGCGACUACAUGGGCCGCGUUGACUCGGCCCACCCUGCUGCCUCGAAGGAGGUUGAGGAGUCUUGCGAGUCGACCGUUUGCGACCGCGCCGUCCAGCCCGGCGAGGAGGCUCCCUUCACCGUGCUCCUGCGCACUCCCUACCGCGCAUGCCGUGUUAUUUCCCACUGGCGUCUAACCACCCCGAAGGGUACCAAGUUCGGCCACCGCCUGUGGUGCGAUGUUGUUGUUGAGAAGCCCAAGUCUCGUUCUCCUUCUCCUGCUCCCGCCUUCGUCGAGGAGAAGGCCAAGGAAGUGAGCCCCGAGCCCGAGCCGGCCACCAGCCAGAUGAUCUUCCCCAAGCUGGACAGAGAGUCGCCCGUUAUGAGCGUUCAUGAGGAGGAGGCCCGGUCGGAGGGUGUUCCUACUUCUGUCGCAGUUCCAAGCAUCCAGGAUGAGUUUGAGGACUGCGAGGACGUCGACUGGCCUGAAAACGGCUCGGAGGAUGGGUUCCUUACUGAUGAGGAGUACGACGUUCUUGAUGCCUCGGAUGAGGAGUUCUCCAUGGGGUUGCACCCGUCGACGAGCAAACAGAAGUAA
Molecule: messenger RNA, 2565 nt
Organism: Thermochaetoides thermophila DSM 1495
Lineage: Eukaryota; Fungi; Ascomycota; Sordariomycetes; Sordariales; Chaetomiaceae
Product: zinc-binding domain-containing protein
Exons: 3
Coding region: 1-2565 (854 amino acids)
Biological process (GO): macroautophagy
Cellular component (GO): phagophore assembly site
Molecular function (GO): zinc ion binding; ubiquitin binding
Source: RefSeq, a predicted model, not a curated record